GGGGGUCACGUGACGCCUGCACUAAAGCAGAUGCCGGCACACAGCUGACGACACACGCCGCGAGGCACAGUAAGCAGAGUGGUUGGUGUAUGGAAUAACGCUACUGUCUACCUCACGCCAGUCUGCGUGAGCGUAAACGCGUGCAUUUCGGCUUCCUCGCCUAGUGACUUGGCUGUCUUGCCAAGUCACAACAGAGACCUCGAGGGGGAAGUUGAGCCGCUUAUCUGGAGAGGGUUUUCUUCCUGUGCGCACGCCCUCUUUUGUCGUGAUGCGUGACAAUUGCGUCUUUGUCAGUUGAGUUUGACUGUUCCUGGUGAAUCGUUGCUCCAAUGGCAAACUAUAAAGCUUUAGAUAGCUCAAUUCAAAAAAUUCUGAAAGAAAGUAUUUCUUUAGAUGAACAGCAGAAGAAACAAUAUAAUGCAAAGUUACAAGAGCUUUUUGAUAUAUUGGAAACAGAAAUGAAGAAACAAGAAGACUUCAAAGCACUUUUUCGACAAAAACAGUAUGUAGGAAGCUACUUCGAGAAUCUGAAAAUUGAAGAGCCCGAUGAAUUUGAUGUUGAUUUUGAACUAGUCAUCCCUUCAUAUGUUGGUGAGUUAAAGGUCUGUGCUAGCCCACAUCCUGGUUUCUGCCAGCUAAAGCUGAAUCCGCCUCCUGCAGCAUCAAGUAGUGGGAAUGAUACAGUCAAAACAAAAGUGAAGAAGUGGUUUGAUGAAAAAGGCUUUAUGUUAAGGUCGAAAGUUCAUCAGUGGAUGCAAGGUGUUGUCGAUAAUGCAUUAAGGGAAUACAGAAGCAGUGACAUGAAAAAAACAUUUAAGAUUGCCAGAUCUUAUUCAGGGCCAGCUAUUACCCUCAAUGUAGAACAUGCUACACAACCAGAGAUGAAGUUUUCAAUUGACCUUGUUCCUGUCUUUGUUUUCCAAGGCUGGCCAACCACAGUCCAUAAACUGCACAAAUAUAAAAAGACAAUGGGUGAUGAUAAGAGAUGGUACGCAGUGCCAAAAUCAAAAGAAUCUGAAAGGGAUUUUCGAUUGUCAUUUUGGCAUCAAGAGAAACACUUGCUUUCUGGAAAAAAUCAGUUGAAACCUGUAUUAAAAUUAAUGAAGAAACUAAGAGAUGUCCAAAAUUGGAAAGGAAUUGCAAGCUACUACUUAAAGACACUCUUUUUAUGGAAAAAUGACACUGAUUAUAAUUGGUCCAAAAGUAUGGGUGAGCUUUUUAUUGAGAUGCUGGGAGAGCUGAAAGAGUAUUUACUGGUUAAAAAAGCCCUUCCAUUUUACUGGGUCAGUGAAUGUAAUCUGUUUUCACAAUUAAAAGAUGAACAAAAAAAGUGCAUGGGAGGAUUUCUGCAGAGGAUGAUUGCAGAUAUUGAAAGAAAUUUGGAUAAACCUGACUACUUGCUGAAGUAUUUUAAACCAAGCAACGGUAACAGUUCUGCCAGUGGAGUGUCACACGCACUUGCCUCACUUACCCUGCGGAACUGAUUAAGUGUGAUGUAAUGUGUAUUCUACACACAAUGACUCAUUUCUGGAAUUACCAUCAAAAAUUCUGUAAGCGUGUGUGAACAACUGCAGAUGUGUUAUGUCAGUAAUUUUAUACUGCACUGAAGAAGUUCAUGAAAAAUUGUUAUGCAUACUGAAAAUCUUCACAUAAUACUAUAUCUAUGACGCAACCUAGGUGCCUUACCAAAUAAAGGAAAAGACAGCUAAUGGCUGAUGUGGUAUUUCAAUGAUUUGAACUUUGUAUCUUCAAAUAAGAAGGAAAAGAAACUGCUCAGAUAGAAAUUAAUUGCAUGGAAAGGAAAUCAGACAAAGUCCUUAAUUUUCACACUUAACUUGAAACUACAGAAAACACCUACAGUUGCUCAUUGUGCCAUUGUAAUGCACAGUGAGAGGCCGUAUUUUUAGGAGUGAACAAUAAAAAACUUACUUUUUUACUAAAA
Schistocerca serialis cubense is the source of this 1942-nucleotide messenger RNA. Its product is annotated as cyclic GMP-AMP synthase-like receptor. Lineage: Eukaryota; Metazoa; Arthropoda; Insecta; Orthoptera; Acrididae. Bases 330 to 1484 code for a protein of 384 amino acids. The transcript is spliced from 11 exons. The record is from RefSeq and is a predicted model, not a curated record.